GUUGCGAUCAUCACAUCGAAAUCAUGUCUGCCAAGAACGAGACGACUGAGGGUAAGGCGACGAAGAAGUUACUCCAGGAGUGGUGUGCGUCCUUGGGACAGAAUAAGAGCAAGAUCGAAUCUCAAAAACCCCAGGCUACUGAUACCAAGGUCAGCAAACAGCAGCGGUUCAAGAGAUAUAUAUGCAUAGGAAGGAGGGGGGGACGCGAAGUACAAAGCAUGCUCAACGAUCCAGUGAUCGCACAGAGCGCGUUCGUCAAAGGCUCCGACCCAGACUCUUCCAGAACCCGCAUCCAACACUCCAUAGACUUAAUCUUCACUUCCAUGACCGAGUCCGACAAACUCCUCCAAUCGCUCACAAACCCAUCCACGCAAUGCUUCCUCGUCCACCUCGCCUCCGACCUAAACACCCAAGGAUCCUUCCUCUCCAAGCUUCAUAAGCUACCAACCGAAGCCACCCAGCUAGAUGAAUUUGCGAGUCUCAGCUAUGCAUCCUCCUGGCUGCAGUCCAGCCUCAUCCUGAUCCGCGACUCCUACUCUUUCGGCUCAGCAGGACUGCAGAUGCCAUUUGUGCCCCUGGAAACUGAGUACCAGCCUGCACGUGCGAGGGCCAAGGUAUUACAACGACGGUAUCCAGGUGAGCAGGUUGUGAUCGCUACGCUAGAUCUUGUGGCACUGAGACAGGCAAAACGCGUAGCCUCAGCCGAACAUGCGUUCAAGAUGCUGAGAGUCCCGAUGGCGGGAGUCGACUUUUCACAGCGGCUGCUUGUGUGGGCUGAGGAUGGUAAAACUGGGGGUGUUGUGCAGGGUUUGCGGGAUGCGGUAUUGGCCGUUGGGGAAUGGACGGAGAAGGGGAACACUGACGAGACGGAGGACGCAGUUGGAACUAAGAGCAAGGCUGUUGCGACCGAGGGAGUUGCAGAGGAUGGUGCGAGCGGAAUGGGUCAGUCGAAGUCGCUCGACGACUGGGAGGCUGAACUUGGGCGAUUUGUUGGUGGUUGA
Molecule: messenger RNA, 1001 nt
Organism: Macroventuria anomochaeta
Lineage: Eukaryota; Fungi; Ascomycota; Dothideomycetes; Pleosporales; Didymellaceae
Exons: 3
Coding region: 24-1001 (325 amino acids)
Source: RefSeq, a predicted model, not a curated record